GAGGUCAUGGUGGAGCCCGUUGUGGCGUCUGACGGCUUCACGUACGAGCGAGCUGCCAUCUGCAAGUGGCUGACUGCGGGGAAACGCACCUCACCGAUGACCAACCAACAGUUCACCUCCCGGUUGCUGUUUCCAAACAACGUACUUAGGUCGGCUAUC
Messenger RNA from Volvox carteri f. nagariensis, 159 nucleotides. RefSeq lists its product as uncharacterized. The annotation marks the transcript as partial. Gene Ontology annotation, biological process: protein ubiquitination. Gene Ontology annotation, molecular function: ubiquitin-protein transferase activity. The transcript has a single exon. NCBI's taxonomy places the organism in Eukaryota, Viridiplantae, Chlorophyta, Chlorophyceae, Chlamydomonadales, Volvocaceae. The record is from RefSeq and is a predicted model, not a curated record.